ACUCAAUCAGGGAGCUAAACAUACACAUACAAACAUAGCUACAGUGUGUGUGUGAGUGUGUUUCUUGCUGAAGAAGCAAUGAAGACGCUGUACUUCUUUCUGCUCACGCUGUGCGGUGUUCUCACUCAGGACAGAGAAUUUGGUGUGAAAUAUCCUGAUAAACCGAUCUGUGCUGUGAGAAGAUUCAGUGUCUCCAUUCCCUGUAGUUAUUCUUAUCCACAAAAACAUCAGGUGGAACAAAAGCUUUGGUGCUCGAUGAACUCAAACACAGAUGUGUGUCUAAACCCACCGUAUGUUUAUAACAGCUCAUCAAACACCAAGUCAGACUUUGAGUUCACUGGAGACGACAAAUCAGACUGCACUUUGUUAAUCCACAAUGUACAGUUCAGUUAUUCUGGAGAGUACAGAUUCAGAUUUAUAACUAAUGGGGACAGAUUCACAGGUAAACCUGGAGUGACUCUACAAGUUACAGAUUUAAAGGUGUCACUAAUCAGGCUCAGUGGAAACGGAACCCUUAAACAAGGAGACUCGUUAAAUCUGAGGUGUGAUGUGAACUGUACACACACUUCCUCACAGUUUGUGUGGUCUAAGAUGAACCAGAGCUUAAAUACAUCAGGACCUGUUCUUCACUUUCCUGCUGUAACCGUGAGGGAUUCUGGGAAAUACACCUGCACUUGGAAAACCAACAAGACGUCAGGAUCUGAAACCUACGAACUUCUCGUCGAGGGUGAUGGUUUAGAUCAGUGGGCAAUCUGGAGCAUUAUUUUGGUGAUUAUCUUGAUUUUGGUGAUCGUGGCAGCUGUAAUUUACUACAGGAAGAGAGUAGAAGCUCAGGAAAAAAACAGUGGGAAUGGUGCAGAGAAAGCAAAGGAUGCAGAAAACACACACGAUAAACAGUCAAAGCCACAGCUAAGCUCUGUUCCUCCACUGGAUGUUGAAACGUUGCACGAGGAGGAAGUGACUUACGCGACUGUGUGUGUCAAAGACAAGAAACCAGCGCAAGGGCGUGACUACACUGGGAAACAGAAGGAGGAUGACAGUGUUUUCACUCAGAUCAACAUUUUCAGUGUGAAAUAUCCUGAUAAACUGAUCUGUGCUGUGAGAGGAUUCAGUGUCUCCAUUCCCUGUAGUUAUUCUUAUCCACAAGAUCAUCAUGUGGUACAAAAGCUUUGGUGCUCGAUGAACUCAAACACAGAUAUGUGUGUAAACCCACCGUAUGUUUAUAACAGCUCAUCAAACACCAAGUCAGACUUUGAGUUCACUGGAGACGACAAAUCAGACUGCACUUUGUUAAUCCACAAUGUACAGUUCAGUUAUUCUGGAGAGUACAGAUUCAGAUUUAUAACUAAUGUGGACAAAGGCAAAUGCACAGGUCUUCCUGGAGUGACUCUACAAGUUACAGAUUUAAAGGUGUCACUAAUCAGGCUCAGUGGAAACGGAACCCUUAAACAAGGAGACUCGUUAAAUCUGAGGUGUGAUGUGAACUGUACACACACUUCCUCACAGUUUGUGUGGUCUAAGAACAACCAGAGCUUAAAUACAUCAGGACCUGUUCUUCACUUUCCUGCUGUAACCGUGAGGGAUUCUGGGAAUUACACCUGCACUUGGAAAACCGGCGAGACGUCAGGAUCUGAAACCAUCAGCCUUCACGUCGAGGGUGAUGUAGGUGAUGCAGCGCAGUGGAAAAUCUGGAUCAUUGUUUUGGUGACAGCUGGUGUGAUUUUGAUCGCUUUAGUGACUGGAGCUGUGAUUUACAACAGAAGGUUUGUCCAUGCCAAGCAACAGAUGGAGGACGAUUCUACCAUCUACGCUAACAUACCACAGAACAAGGGCGCUUGUGUUAGCUUUGCUAAUGUACAACAGCAGCAGAAAGGUUUUGCUAUCUAUGCUAAUGUACGAUAACAUGUUUAUUCAUCCUUUUCUAUUGUUGGUGAAUUUCCAAUGUGAGCUGAAAAAAUCAGUUCUGCAUUUGUGCUAAAUGCAUUAAUGUCAUUAAAUAAUAAAAAACUAGACACAAACAACAAUCUGUGGGGUCCAAGCACUCAGAAAUGUCUGGUGGCUUCAUGAUGACCAUGUGUAUAUAUAUUUAUUUAUUUUAAAAAUUAAAAAUGUACUUCCAGAAAAACAUA
Messenger RNA from Hemibagrus wyckioides, 2129 nucleotides. RefSeq lists its product as uncharacterized. NCBI's taxonomy places the organism in Eukaryota, Metazoa, Chordata, Actinopteri, Siluriformes, Bagridae. The record is from RefSeq and is a predicted model, not a curated record. The transcript is spliced from 11 exons. Bases 79 to 1902 code for a protein of 607 amino acids.